AUCUCGUUUAUGAACCGUGUGCACCAUCUGUGGUGUGCACCAUUGACAUAUAUAAAGACAGCCCCUCCCUCUCGCAUGGAGAGAGUGCCGUUUGCCCCCCCCCCCCAGCAAAAGCCGCUGUGUCGUUGCCACGUCACUGAGGUCAAACGGGAGGAAAGAUGGCGAGCACCUAUCAGAGUUUCAACUUGCGCACCACACCAGAGAAGUUUUACGUAGAAGCUUGCGACGAUGGCUCCGGGGACGUCCUCGCUAUUGACAGAGUCUCAACUGAGAUGACUCUCACAGUAAGGAGGGACAUCCCCGCAUCUGCUGAGACCAGGCCAAUAUGUGGACUCAUGGGGACUAUACGUUUAGUGGCGGGCAUGUACCUGGUUGUUAUCACAAAGAAGAAGAAGGUCGGAGACUUGCUAGGCCAUGCUGUGUGGAAAGCGCUCGACUUUGACAUCAUCUCCUAUAAGAAGACAAUACUACACCUGACAGACAACCAGAUGCAAGACAACAAGACUUUCCUGUCCAUGAUGAACAAUGUGCUUCAUACAGACGGCUUCUACUUUGCUACAGACUAUGACCUAACCCACACUCUGCAGCGCCUGGCAAAUACCAGCCCAGAAUUUCAAGAGAUGAGCCUUCUGGAGAGGGCAGAUCAGCGUUUUGUCUGGAAUGGCCACUUGUUGAGGGAAUUCAUGGCACAGCCAGAGUUACACAGGUUUGUGUAUCCUGUUGUCCAUGGCUUCAUCAUCAUGAAGUCAAGUUGCAUCAAUGGAAAGGUGUUUGAGUGGAGCAUUAUCUCCAGGAGGAGCUGUUUCAGAGCCGGCGUUCGUUACUAUGUCCGAGGCAUUGAUUCAGAAGGCCAUGCUGCUAACUAUGUGGAAACAGAGCAAAUAGUGCAGCACAACAAUGCCAAGGCUUCCUUUGUUCAGACAAGAGGCUCCAUCCCCUUAUACUGGUCCCAGAGACCUAAUCUCAAGUAUAAGCCAAAACCACAGAUCAGCAAAACAGUCAACCAUUUAGAUGGAUCCCAGAGACACUUUGACUCACAGAUUAUUCUCUAUGGAAGACAAACCAUUUUGAACCUGAUCAAUCAACAUGGUUCAGAAAAGCCACUGGAGCUGGCAUUUGACAAGAUGGUGACUACAUUGAGUAAUGGCAUGAUCAAGUAUAUAGCCUUUGACUUCCAUAAGGAAUGCAGUCGAAUGAGGUGGCACCGCCUUCAGAUCUUGGUGGACAUGGUCGCUGAAAUGCAGGAUGAAUUUGGAUAUUUCCUGGUAGAUGCAGAUGGAAAGGUGCUUUUGAACCAGGAGGGGACAUUUCGGAGCAACUGCAUGGACUGCCUGGACCGUACAAAUGUCAUCCAGAGCCUGCUGGCCCGACGUUCUCUGCAGUCCCAGCUGUGGAGAAUGGGAAUCCUUCACAUGGGCCAACAGAUUGAAGAGCAGUUGGACUUUGAGAAGACAUACAAGAAUGCCUGGGCAGACAAUGCUGAUGCCUGUGCCAAGCAGUAUGCUGGGACUGGUGCCUUGAAGACUGAUUUCACCAGGACAGGGAAAAGGACUCACUGGGGCCUGCUGAUGGAUGGCUGGAACUCCAUGAUCCGAUAUUACAAAAACAACUUCUCUGAUGGUUUUAGACAGGACUCCAUCGACUUGUUCCUGGGGAACUAUGCUGUUGAUGAAGCUGACUGGACCACCCCAUUACGUGACCCCAAAGACUGGAAGUUUCUGACGUUGCCCAUCAUCAUGGUGGUAGCAUUCUCCAUGUGUAUCAUCUGCCUGCUAAUGGCUGGUGACACAUGGACUGAGACUCUGGCUUAUGUUCUGUUCUGGGGAACAGCCAGUGUGGUGACGGGUGGUCUCAUCCUCUUCAAUGGACUGGACUUUGUAGAUGCUCCCAAGCUGGUCCAGAAGGAGAAGCUGGACUGAAUGUGUGUGUGUGGAAAGCAGCUUGGCCCUGGCGAGCUCACUGCCUCAUCCUCUAGCUCUUCAUCACUUAACUCUCAGCAUCAGCAGGCUUGGAGCCUUUACUGACGUAGGGUGGAUUGGAGGAGGGUAGUGGGCACCAGUGCUGGCCUUGUGCACUACGGCAGUGGAAAGACAGAGACCACAUGAGUGCAUGGGCCUGCUGCUGUCCACACGACAGCGACUGUCAUGUGGACAGGACAGUCUGUCCACAUGUUUUACUGAACACAGAACCUUUGGAGUUUGUUCAUAUGGGAUGAUAUUACACUUGAUUGAUUGAUUGAUUGGUUGGUUGAUGAUCAGGCAUGCUAUAGGACCUAAGUAAAAUUGCAGUUUAGUCCCAUUGCAUUCCCAUAAAGCAGUAGAUCCCAACCUUUUUCUAUAAGCUGUGCCUCACAGCCCAGUCCGAUGAGCCAACACCAUUAUCUCAUCUAUGUUCCAAAUGUGUUCAUUUGAAUGUAUUUCAAACUGGAUGUUAUUUAACAAUUAAUUGUAUAAAAGUGGAUAUAACAGAUAUUACAUCAUAUUCAUACAGCUGAACUGUCAUUGUAUAGUUCCAUUUGGUCAAGUUUGCAUUAAUACUACCAUACUACAACCACAUGGACGUCUAAAAACUGGACAUUCCACCCGUUUACAUACUACCAUUACUGGUCUAUUUCAACCGUUAAUGCAGACUAUUUCAUCUACUCUACUUGCUUGGUAACUAGUUUUCACACAUAAUUAAAUAUGAAAAAAAUGAAUUGCUAUAGCUGAUUUAACAUGUAGAUGAUUUUUUUUUCAAGUUAGUUGAAUUGCUCUACAACAUCUCCAUAUACCUCAAACAGCACAAGUACCCCAUGGAGCACAGACCCCCGGUUGGAAAUUAUUGGGAUCAGACUUCAGAACUGCUGUAAAUGAAUUGUUGUAUGUACUGUUAAUUUCCCUUUUGCCUUUUUCUUUUUGCCAUUGCCAGUAUAUGUUUACCUAUGUACAGGUGAUCUGUCCCAGGUUAAAUGCUGCCUCUGUGAAAGUCUGCAUUUUAAGACCAAUAAUGGGUCCAUAAGGCUGUCCUUUUCUAAAGGCUCCAAGAAAUUUUAAUAACACAGCCAGUGUAUCAUUAGAAGUCCUCUGUAUAAUGUAUACAGUAUCUGUUAACAGCUUGUGUUUCAGCUGAAUGGUGCAUUUGUGCAGUCUUUAUCUCUCUGUAUAGUUGGGAAAUCUGUUGGGUAUAUAAUGUAUUUAACAUGUUUAGGAUUAGGUGAUCAUUGGUCAUUGGUAGUCAUUAGUACACAGGAUCAUUGUAUGAAUUUGACCAAUGAAAGCCACUGCAUAAUGAAAAUAGUACUGCAGAAGGCAGGCUUCAACUCUUAUGGUUUGUUCAUGUUAGUACCCGGUUCAGCACUACAUAAGAAAUUUCGGAUUUGGAUAUAUUCACUGUUUGUUCUUGUUUAAAGGCAUAUUAUGCAGAAUUUGUCAGUUGCUGUUUUUAAACACACUGCUGAAAUAGUGACGCUCUUGGUUGGUUGAUUGAGUGAAAUACCAUCAAAUACCUACAACCUGGGAAUGAGACUCAACAAUCACCUUUCUUCAGAAUCACUGACACCCAGAAACAUCCUGAACACAGCAAAAUAGAGGGAAACACAAGAAAAAACAGGCAGACGGCAGGGUCUCUGCACAUAUAAGACACCAACACACGUUUCUAGUGGUGACUGAGGUGUAUUAUAUUUGAAUAAAUGUAAAUAUAAAUUGCUUUUUUAAAUAACAUAUGGCAUAGUAUACACUACAUAGACAAAUGUGUUUGGACACACCUCUUUAUUACUGAAUUCAAGUGUGGUAUGUGGUUAUUUUUCAGGGGUUGGGCUGGGCACCUUACUUCCAACUCCACACCAAUGGCCAUGCACUUAGAAUGUGAUGGUCAGGAGUCCUAAUACUUUUGUCUAUAUAGUGUACCUUUAAGAUUGGAAGUAUAAAGGGGUGUCAAAGAUGUCUUUUAAGAUGCUAAGUCUGAAGCACUGCAGCACUAUGAACUGAAAUUACAGGUUGUUUAUGUACUCAGAGAAGACUGAGUAUUGGUGGCAGGCUACCAGUUGCAUUUUGGUACUGAGGGAUCUGUAUGAAUUUAUUCCUUUAUAAUGUUGCUUUUUCCAUUUGUCCUUGUGGUGUUAUGUUCGAUAUUUUUUCAGCAAUGUUGGCCAGAUUUUGCUGCAAUGAGUUAGCUGCAUACGGACCAUCUGAUCAUAAUUCCUGCUAGUUACAGUCAGCUGCUAGUUAGUUGUUGGAGUUUGGCUUUAAUUUAGGAUGGAGUUAAAUGCAUAUGCUUCUUAUUUUUCUGAUUAGUGUUGCAUUAUCUCUGAUAUUCCUGUAUUUUAAAUGUUAAUGUUGUUUAAUGUUAUGUUCUGUUGAGUUGUGUAAUUUGAUGCCGCCUCUAAAUUGAUCCUGGGAUUUCAUAUUUUCCUCCACGAGAACCGUCAGGCUACAGGUUGCUUAGAAUGUCCAACUUGAUGAGAAUCACCCAAAUGCAUCAUUAAUUUUGUCUGUAUAAUGGUAGAUUUAGGCUUCUUUCAUCAGUGGGCCUUGUGCAAGAACCACUGUUAUGAAAGGUUCAUUCUUGGAUUCGUUCACCACUUUUCUUGUAUUUAAUAUUUUAUCUUUGGUACAAAUGAAACUCAUGAAUGGUCUGAAGUCAUGAACAAAUUGUCUUUCUCCACAGGAGAAAAAUACUUACUGAAAACUCAUCACGCCUUAUUGCCUUAUAUACUUUUGAGUGAUUACAUGCUUUUAGUUUACAGAUUUCUGAAAACAUGUUAGAAGCUCAACAUUAUGAAAUUCUCUUUUUUACUUAAUAUUUUCUUGUGAAUAAAAGCAAAAGCAGAGCAGAACAGGCAGCAUUCCAUGGAAAUUUUAGGAGCAUUGAUUAUGCUACCACAUGCUUCCUUAUGAACACAUGGCAUGACAUGACUGUUUCAUUUAAAUAACACAAGACUGGGAAUCAGAAUCAGAAUUGUCUUUAUUAUUUAUCACAUUACUAGGAAUUUGUCUUGGUGAUUGGUGCAUAAAUAAAACGUAAGAACAAGAAACAUAUAAUAAUAGAAUAAGGUAAAACAAAAUAAAAUAAGUAAAAUAAAUAUGGUUCUGGAGGUAGUACACAGUGGAAGUAGCUGAGGUAAACAACCACUAGUCUACACUACCUGAUAAAGUAGUAAUAAAUACUUUGAUACUUUACUUUUCACUAUAAUAUCAAUGUACUUUCACUCAAGGAGGAAUCUGAACUCAGGACUUGUAAUGUAGUAUGUUAAUGAAUUGGUACUUUUAUUUCUAGAAGUAGAAACAACAGAUAUAGUUCCAUUAGAUUAGAUUUUCAUGGGCUUUUUUUGUAGUGAAAUACCUUUUUAUACGUAUUUGUGCCGUUGUGCGCCAGUUUACGGCAUUUACCAUUUUGAUUUCACACCACGCUUCUAAAGUCUGCUGUAGCUACCGACAGGUAAACCCAUAAGGACUAUAAUAAAUACAAAAACCGAAA
Scatophagus argus is the source of this 5454-nucleotide messenger RNA. It is a transcript of the gene sacm1lb, whose product is annotated as SAC1 like phosphatidylinositide phosphatase b. The transcript is spliced from 20 exons. The record is from RefSeq and is a predicted model, not a curated record. NCBI's taxonomy places the organism in Eukaryota, Metazoa, Chordata, Actinopteri, Scatophagidae. Gene Ontology annotation, biological process: phosphatidylinositol dephosphorylation. Gene Ontology annotation, molecular function: phosphatidylinositol-4-phosphate phosphatase activity. Gene Ontology annotation, cellular component: endoplasmic reticulum. Bases 159 to 1919 code for a protein of 586 amino acids.